UUGGCCUCUCUAGCAGGGGGAAUCGCCGGCAGCCCUGGGGAAGGAAAGAUGUGGAGGAAACUCGCUUUUCAGGAGGCCCCAGCCAAUGUCAACAGGAAAUCUCUAUCUCUGUGCCCGAGGGCGGUGACAUGCAACACCCCCUUAACAUCUCGGAGCGCUUUGCCACGCUGUACUGGUCCCCCGCUUUGGCUGGGACAUGGAUGAAGAUAGCGGUCAUCCAUUCUGGGAAAUCAAACCCUUACAACAGCUCCUUCCCCAGGCCCAUCUCCGUGUCCAAGGGACGGUUCAUUGUGACGAACGCCAGCAAAGCCAUUGCAGGGAAUUUGAAGAUUGUGCAUGAGAUCGAUGAAAGGGAGUGUCUGGCUUCCAUCCGUCUGAAUGUAGCAGAGCCCGCGCCAACCUCAGCUCCGGCCUCCCUGGCCAGGGACGAUCGCCUCAACAGGACGGCAGCGGGGGAGCCGGGAUCUCAGUCCAGCUAUAUUGUAGCGGUGGUGGUGGGGACAAUGGUGGCCUUACUGGUGUUGGUGUUGGCACUAGGGCUAUGGCAGAGAAAUAAUAUUGCUCACCACAUACGCUGGUUCAGCAGCCAUCUUGGCUUCCCUGCCAGAGCCACCCUGUCCCAACAGGCUGGCGACGCAGGCCCCAUGCAGGAGCUGAUGCAGACGGAGGACGCCAGCGGUGGGGACCGGUCGGCUGUGCCGAAUGGGGAACUUCUCGGCAGCGCUGAAAUGCUAAACGCUGGGGGACUGGAGAGUGAUGAACCGCCCCCCCUCCAAUCCUUCAACAUCCGGUCAAUGUGCAGCGGCAGUCAAAAAAGCGAACAGAGCGUUGGGCCUCAUUAAGAAAGGGACAGAAAAUAAGACAGAAAAUAUCAUGUUGCCACUACAUAAAGCCUUGGCACCCCCACGUCAUGAAUACUGGGUGCAGAUGCGGUCGCCCCAUCUCAAAAAAGAUGCCUUGUAACUGGAAAAGGUACAGCUGUAGAGCUGAAGAAUGAAAUUGUUUCUUUUUACUUCGAUUGAAGUACUAUUAUUAUGAAGCCUUUAUUAAUAUGUCUUUAUUUUGUAUCAAAUGAACAACCAGAACUUCAUUUUCCAGGCCCUGAAAAAGACCCCAAACGACAGGUGGCUGGAGAUGUUGCCUGGUGAUUUGCACUGGGGUUAAUCAGCGUCCGCUUCCAUCCGCGCAGCCCCAAACUGUCCCUUCUGGCUGGGGGCACAGCUCCCGGUGUUGCCGGCCCAGAGGGCCUGAGGGGGCAACAGUGGGGGUUCGUUGCCCGGUGUGCAUCGCACUAAUUAACACACCAGGGUGGAGAAGCAAACCAAGUUUAUUCAAGAUCUUGAAAAAGGCACUAGGAGAAGCUUGUAACCAGCGCGCUUGAUUUGAGAUACUGCAAGUUCCCUUUUUAUAUUUCAAGCUGUCUGUACAAGCCUUUGUUUUCUCCCUGUUUCUUCCCUUUCUCCCUCCCCCUUGUAGCAGUUACACUAAGCAUUAGAUUGUAGCUUAUUAGCAAGUUCCCAUGUGCAUGUUUAUCUAUGGCCUUCACGACACAGACGCAGGCAGACUCUCCCCCCCUCCUUCUCCCCCGUAUCCAGGGCCGGCUCCAGACCCCAGCGCGCCAAGCGUGCGCUUGGGGCGGCAUUU
Molecule: messenger RNA, 1644 nt
Organism: Mauremys mutica (yellowpond turtle)
Lineage: Eukaryota; Metazoa; Chordata; Testudines; Geoemydidae
Exons: 4
Coding region: 129-842 (237 amino acids)
Source: RefSeq, a predicted model, not a curated record